AUGACACGGCCAGGGGCGCCACCUUGCCCUGAGGGAUUCGGGAGGUAUCUUUGUAACCCCGUACGAAUAUCCUUCAUGGAACAAGGGAAAAGGGCAACAAAAUGGGACGCUGGAAAAACUUGGGGAAUCAGACUUUACAACAGGGCGGGAGACCCGGGAAUGCUAUUUACUCUUCAAGUGCAGGCAGCACCCCCUCACCAGCAGACUCCCGUAGGAAUAGGACCUAACCAAAUACUUGCCCCACGACCUGCUCCCACCCGGGUGCGGAUCCCGGCCUCCCAGCCUUCUGCAUCCCCUGUUUCUGCUGGGGCACCUCCCACCCCAAGUCACUCCCUACCGUCUAAUGCAGACCUCCUGUGGAAAACGGUUGAAGGAGCGUAUCGCAUUCUGAACGCUUCUAGACCUGAACUAACCAAGUCUUGCUGUCUCUGUCUAGAUGCCAAACCACCAUACUAUGAGGGUUUCACAAUUAAGGGCGAUUAUACAGCAGCCUCAACUACCAGCUCCUGCAGGUGGCAGCAAACUGCUGCAAGGUUGACCCUCCAGGCGGUGACAGGGCAAGGAACUUGUAUAGGCAACGUCCCUUCUGAACAGUCACAUCUCUGUAACGAAACUCUAGCUACCCCUAAAGCAGCAGCGUAUCUUUUGCCCCCUGAGAAUGCAUGGUGGGCCUGUUCCAGUGGCCUCGCUCCUUGCAUCCAUUCCUUAGUCCUUAAUUCCCAAAAAGAGGGUUUCUGCAUACUUGUGCAGUUAAUCCCUAAGCUAAUAUAUCACUCGGGAGAAGAAGUUCUUAACAGAAUAGACGCUAUUAACUCCCGAAGCAAAAGGGAGCCUAUUACUGCCCUAACUGUGGCAGCUCUCUUGGGACUAGGACUAGUGGGGGCCAGAACUGGAAUAUCCUCGCUUGUCAUACAAGACAAGAACUAUGGAGCCCUGAGAGCAGCCAUUGACUUAGACAUAGAAAGAAUUGAGAAAUCCAUCACCCAUCUGCAAGAAUCCCUUACUUCCUUGUCUGAAAUAGUACUCCAAAACAGAAGAGGUCUAGACCUGCUAUUCAUGCAGCAGGGGGGCCUAUGUGCAGCUCUAGGGGAGGAAUGCUGUUUCUAUGUUGAUCACUCAGGAGUUGUAAAAGAAACCAUGGCCCUUGUAAGGGAAGGACUGCAGAAGCGAAAGCUAGAGAGGGAGCAGUCUCAGUCUUGGUAUGAAUUCUUGUUUAACUGGUCCCCAUGGUUAACUACUCUUGUCUCUGCCCUCGUCGGACCCCUUGUAAUCCUCCUAAUGUUGCUAACUUUCGGCCCUUGUAUUAUUAACAAGUUAGUCCAAUUUGUCAAGGAACACAUAGGGAUAGUUCAGUUAAUGGUCUUGCAAUCUCAAUACCGGCCUCUGCCGACAGAGGACGAGAUAGAAAUGCAGCCCAUCUCAUAA
Messenger RNA from Myotis davidii, 1425 nucleotides. RefSeq names its product retrovirus-related Env polyprotein from Fv-4 locus (gene ERVS71-1). The record is from RefSeq and is a predicted model, not a curated record. NCBI's taxonomy places the organism in Eukaryota, Metazoa, Chordata, Mammalia, Chiroptera, Vespertilionidae. Bases 1 to 1425 code for a protein of 474 amino acids. The transcript has a single exon.